AUUUUGAUUUUAUUUCCCUCCUAUCAUAUUUUACACGUAACUUACUACCUAAUAAAAAUUAACCACAACAUACCUAGUUAGUGUAUUAGGUACUAAGUUUAGAUAUUAUGAAAAGUGCAAAUAAAUACAAAUGGAAUGAUUUUGAAGCUUUUAAAUACUAAAAAUUAUGUGCCAAAUGAAUGUUUCUUAUCAUGUAAUAUUUAAAUUAAAAUGAACUGAUUGUGGUGUGUUAAAUAAAAUUUUGUAAUAUGUAAAGUUAAUAAUAUGAAUAAUAUUCCUGGCACAAGUAAAUCGAUAUACAAUCUCGACGACGAAGAUGAAGUGUUUGAUGAUUCCUCGUUUCUGGCAAAUUUUGAGAAUUCUUCCUUUAGGGAAAAUCCCAAGAUUCCUAUCGCUGAUGGGAAUAAUUCCCUUAACAAGAGUGGACUAAACGUUAGUGCACUUUGCUGCGAUGAGGAACUUAAUGGAUAUGACAAACUUACAGGCAAGACAUGGAUUUAUCCCACCAAUUAUCCCAUUAGAGAUUAUCAGUUCAAUAUUAUUAAAGCUGCCAUCUUACAAAAUACACUAGUCAGUCUGCCAACAGGAUUGGGAAAGACAUUUAUAGCAGCUGUUAUUAUGUACAAUUUCUACAGGUGGUAUCCACUUGGAAAGAUUAUAUUCACAGCCCCCACCAGGCCGCUUGUAGCUCAACAGAUAGAUGCAUGCUAUAACAUUAUAGCUAUACCUCCCAAUGAUACAAUAGAGAUGACAGGGCACAUGCAAGUAAAUACCAGAAAAAUACAUUGGCAAAGUAAGAGGGUAUUCUUUGCGACACCCCAAGUUAUUUACAAUGAUAUCAAAUCUGGAAUAUGUCCUGGAGAUAAAAUCCGGUGUCUUGUAAUUGAUGAAGCACACAGGGCAAGAGGGAACUAUGCCUAUUGCCAGAUAGUGUCCACCCUCACUGAAAUGGGACACAAGACAUAUAGAAUGCUGGCUUUGUCUGCCACGCCAGGCAGUAGAGUGGAUGAUGUUGUUAAUGUAGUAAAGAAUCUGCAUAUUGCUCACCUCGAGUUAAGAUCAGAGAACUGUAUUGAUGUGGCUCCAUACAGUCACUCCCGCAAAAUAAACACUGUAGUCAUUCAACUGGGCCCCGAAUUGUCUCAGCUACGGCAACAGUAUGUUGAGAUUUUAGAUGGUUAUGCUCGCAGAUUGAAACAAUAUAAUAUACUCUCACAAAAUUUAGGUAAUAUGUCUAAGGGUCGAAUAGUAAUGCUAUACAAAGAAUUUCAAAGCAAAGAAAGGGGACAAAGGCAUCCACAACAUAACAACAUCAUGAAAGACUUCACAUUGCUAAUUACUCUGUACCAUGGUCUGGAAUUACUAAUCAAACAUGGUUCUCGAGUGUUCCUGAACUUCUUCGAUGAACAUCCAGAGAAGUCGUGGAUGCAGGCUGACGACCGUCUCACGAUGCUGCUCGAGAGACUCCGAGACGACCUUGGAGUCAACCCAUUGUCGUUAGACAGGAGUAUAUUACCCGACGGUACUAUACCUGAGUUACCAAAAAACUUGUGUUUCGGACAUCCCAAGUUUGACAAGUUGAAGGAAAUCAUGAUAGAGCACUUUACUAAAGCCAAACGGAAUGGCCAGGAUACUAGAGCUAUAGUGUUCUGCGAGUACCGUGAAAGUGUGAAUUUAGUGCACUGCUUACUGCUGCAGUGCCGACCACUCAUCGUGCCUCAAAUGUUCGUGGGACAGGGUACAUCAGCAGGCAGGGCGGGCGCGGGCGGCGGCGUGCCGCAGCGGCAGCAGCUGCGCGUGCUGCGCGCGUUCGUGUCGGGCGCGUGCAACGCGCUGGUGGCCACCUGCGUCGCCGAGGAGGGGCUCGACGUCGGCGCCGUCGACCUCAUCCUCUGCUUCGACAUCUCCUCGCGCUCGCCCGUCCGCCUCGUGCAGAGAUGCGGACGUACAGGAAGAGAGCGCGGUGGGCAAGUUUACAUACUUGUCACAGAAGGAAGGGAGCAUCAGACAUUGAUAGAUUGUAUGCGACAAAGAGAUGGUCUCAAUACGAAGAUAAUGCAGUCGACAGAGGUGAAGAAUAGCUUGUAUAAGAACAACCCGCGGUUGAUCCCGCGCGACUUCACGCCGCAGUGCCAGAAGAUGUUCAUCACGGUCGCCAAGAAGAAUGAACCGAGGGACAAAAAUAAAGACGUCAUUGAAAAAUCUAAAAAGGGCCAAAAGGACCUGCGCAGUAUGCUAUUGCGUGCAUCAUCUUCUAGCAGCUCCAGUACAUCCAAGGAUGACACUACUGGUAUCCUGGUCACCGAAGAGGAAUUCAGUGAAAUGUAUCCAAAUGGUUUCUGUGUUACGUCAUCACUCGCUGAACCUAAAGAGUACUGGAUUAUGAAUAAAGAUCAAGUAAAAAUGGCGAGUAGUUCUGAAAACAAAAAUGAAUUACAACUUUACACUUGGCUCGAGUGGCAGAGAACUUUACAAAAAACUGUCAAUAUUGAUCACUCGAAAGACAGUGAAAUCCUAGCAUCCUUACUUCAGUACAGUGAUGCGAAAAGAUUCAAUUUUCCAACUUCUACACAGAAUCCAAAUUUUUAUACGCAAGAUACAGCUAUCCAAAACGCCAUGAUACCAUCUCCAGCUAAAAUAAGACAAAAUAAGAAAAAAACUAAAGUUAUCCCAACAAAAUCUCCGUGUAAAAAAGACGGUGAUAUCAGAGCUCUUUUCAGUACAGCAACUAAAUCUACUAAGAGUUAUACAAAACUAAUAAACGACUUAGGAAUUCAGAAUAAUGAAAAUGUUCCUACGCAUCUAAUCAAUUUGUUAGUUGAUUUAAGUUUAGAAAAUACUAACCAGGCGAAAGAGUGUUAUAUUUGUCGCAGUGUGUGCAAUUGUAAAUUUAUAAAAGAUAUUAAAAAACACAAGAAUAAAUUAUCGGUAUCAUUAGGAUUUCUGACAGAACCUAAAUUUCCUGAUCUCGAUAUGAUUGAUGAUGUUAAUGCAAAUUCCCUAUUGGAAUAUAGGAAACAAGUUGAUGAAAAUAAAAACAUAUUUGAUCCAAAUAUGGAUAUUCUUAAUAAAGACAAUGAUAACACUGUAAAUAAUUUCGAUUUACAGUUGGAUUUUAGUUUAGACGAUCAAUGCGAUUUUGCCGCAGGCACAUUUACACCUGAAAAGAGUAAUAGUAAAUCAGAGCCUCAUAAUAACUCUAGUUUUGAACAACGGGACGACUUAAUAGCUUCUAUAAAUCUAAAAUCUCCAGAUAAUAGUAAUAAAGAAUCAGAUAAAAACUUUGAAAUUGGAGAUCUUGAAGAUAUAUUUGCUGACAGUAGUCCUGAAGAAAUCGCUGAAAUGCAAAUAAAAGAUAAAGAAGCAAAAUGUCUUGACACUGAGGACAAACCGAAAGCUACAACAGAAGUUUUAAGUUUCUUUGGAUUAGAUAGUGUUGAAGACAUAUUUGCAGAUUCGGACAGCAACGAAUGUAUGCCAGUUGAAGUGCAAAAAAAUAAAGACAAUGAAAAUGUUAAGGAAGUUGAAGAUCCGGUAUUCGAAAAUCCUGGUAGUCCCUCUAUUUUGUCAGGUAGAAUACGACCUAUAGUACUCCCUACGUCGCCAAUACUUUGCAGUCAAUCUAGUAAGUUUAACUUAAGCAUUAAAAGGGACUCCUUUACAAAAGCAUCAACUAGCCACAAUAAAAGUCCAAGUAAUAAUGUAAAUACAAAAUUAAAUCUAUCGCCAAGUCUUAGAGAUACGAGCAACAAAAGCAUGUAUACUAUUACGCAACUUGUAGAAAUGAUAAAUAAGUCGAGUAACGAAAAGUCUACUGUACAAAAAUCUGUAGAUGAACAGAGAGAUAUUUUAAAAGCAGAAGAAAGAAAUACAUCUCCUAUACUUUUUACACAGGCCGAUAGGAAAAAAAUAUUAAAUACGUCCAAAAGAAGCUCACCUUUUGUGACGCAGGAAAAGAAAAAAGAAAGUCUUAUAAUAAUAGACAGCGAUAGUGAUUCGUCUGAUACAGUUGUAUAUGAUGCAGAAUUGGAAACAAGUCCUGUAAUAAUUACUAAUAAGAAUGAUAAAAGCAAACCCAAUAAGACAAACGUCCCUCCAAAUAGCAGUAAAAGGAAGUUAGAUUUCGAAAGUGACGACUUUACAACUUCAUCACCAUACUUUAGCAAGAAACAAAAAUUGAAUAAUAAUGUCAGCAAACCGAUGACUUUACAAGAAAAAGUAAUGGCGUCCUUGACAUCAAACAAAAUGGAUAGUAGUAAUUUUUAUAAUAACGAUGCUACUGUGAAUUUCAUGUUAUCGCCACAGAAGAUUUUAUCAUGGAAAGAGAAUCAAAAUCCUCUAGAACCAUCUAAAAAAUUAUUUAAUAGUUAUGACAGUAAAGAUUCCAAAACAGACACUUUAGAAAUGUUACAAAUGUUUAAACGCGACAGUAAAUUGAGAAGUCCAUUAUCAAAAUUAAAUACAUCACAAAGGAAUGGAAUCGAAUGGACACGUAAAAGAAAAAUAUCGUUUAACGAUAGUGACGAUGACUUCGUUGAUGGCGAAAAACAUAGUCGAAAUAAAAUGUCUGUGAAUGGUAAACUUCAAUGGGUGCCUGUAACUGAGAAAGAAAAUAGUAAUAAACUUACAACAAAUCAUAAAGUCAGAAAAAAAAAGAGAAAACAAAGCGAAUUCCUAGAGCUCGAAGCGGAGUUAUCGGACUGCAGUGCAGAUAGCGGCGACGAGCUAACAGACGACAGUACAGGCAGCAUCGUAGACUUCAUUUGCGAUGACAAUGCGGGCCACGACGACCAACAUACUGAUAUGCACGCGCAUUAUUUGCAAUCUGUUAAGAGCCCUGUAAAAGGAUAUUUCAAAAUACCGCAUUUGCCAAAAAAAUAUGACAAAGAAGAAGUAUUUUCGCAAUUUGUCGAGGACGAUACCUACGAAAUGGAUAGUUUUUGUGUGGACUCACAUAUCGGACUGACUCAAGCUAAUGACAUAUCAGAAUUAGAGAUCGCAGAGAAAAUUCUAGAAGCGAAACGACGAGCUAAGAAGUCUUAUAAAAAGAUCCAGGAUCCUGAGGACAGUCCGGUGAUCGUACGAAAAAAUAAAAAAUCUAGACAAAUACAAAGUGAUUCCGAAGAUAGUAGUUAGCAGUAACAAACUUAUAGAGGUGUAUUACACUAUCAAAUUUAUAGAAUCAUUUAUAUGUUUUGGUCAUAAAUAACGAGACCGAUUCUGAGAUAUCAUUUCUCUUAACUCUAAACCUAAUAUUUUAAUUUGAUAAUUCCACGAAAUUAUUGUUUUAUGAACCAUCGUAAGCUAAAAUUAUAAUAAAUUUGAUUUAAAUCUAUUAUAGAAUUUGUUCAAAUUUUCAAUAUCGAUUUCGCUAUGAUAUCUAAUUAAAAUUUUAAUGUUAGAGAUAAUUUUAAAGUAAUAACACUUCAGAAUUUACGUCACCAGGUAAUAAGUGGUCUCAUAAAUUCAAAACUAUAUGGAGUCGUAAUUCAACAUUGAGGCCUUGACCGCAAAAACUCGAUUUUUCUUAUAACUGACUGAUUAUUGGAAUGAGGGUUAAGCCUUCUAAAAUUUGUCCUACUUAAAAAACAUAACUGAUGAACUGGAAAGAGGGUGAGGGUGUUUACAUUCCCUUGGUAUGAACAAAUUAUAACAGACCUGAAUCUAAGAGUAAACAUCUUAGCAUUAAAGCAUUUUAUGAUUUUGAAAAUAUAUCAAUAAUUAAGUAAUUGAUUUAGAUAUUAUGAUUUAAUAUAUACAUUUGAUAGAGUAAUAUAACCCUCUAACAAAUGUCCAGCUGGUUUGGACAUUGAUAUACUGUGAUAUUAACCAUAUUGGAUAAUCUAUCCUGUGUUCAAUAUUAUAUGUUACUAUUUAUAAGUCAACAAUAAUUUAUAUCUUAUUAUAAUUUUAAUCAAUGCUAAAUGUAUCUUUUAAGAUAAUUCAUUCAAAGUUCUUUGUUUGUGACAGAACACGAUUAUGUAUAAAAUAAUACAGUACCAUUAUUUUCAA
Molecule: messenger RNA, 6012 nt
Organism: Galleria mellonella (greater wax moth)
Lineage: Eukaryota; Metazoa; Arthropoda; Insecta; Lepidoptera; Pyralidae
Gene: Fancm
Exons: 18
Coding region: 265-5136 (1623 amino acids)
Biological process (GO): double-strand break repair via synthesis-dependent strand annealing; interstrand cross-link repair; replication fork reversal
Molecular function (GO): 3'-5' DNA helicase activity; ATP binding; hydrolase activity
Source: RefSeq, a predicted model, not a curated record